Molecule: messenger RNA, 1029 nt
Organism: Aspergillus chevalieri
Lineage: Eukaryota; Fungi; Ascomycota; Eurotiomycetes; Eurotiales; Aspergillaceae
Exons: 3
Coding region: 1-1029 (342 amino acids)
Source: RefSeq, a predicted model, not a curated record
AUGUCCCAGACGGCAACCAUCACACCUAUGGCUCCGCCCAAGGUGCUCCAUUCUACGAUGCAAAAAGCGGCUCGUCCAACCAACAACCUGCCUCAGUUCUUACUCGACGAAGCUCAGAUAGCAGACAAGCAGUCCUUCGAUCCACAGAAGCAUCUUAGCUUCGAAUUCCCUAGCAAGAUCUACACAAUGAAGGAGAUUGGCUUUGAAGGGCGGGGCGUUUCCCCCAACGCAGUGACAGCGCCUUUCCAACUCUUCACUGCAGAAGCGAUUAGGCAGAUGAGAGCCGAAAUUUUUAGCGAGCCAGUCCUGCGAGAUUGUCGGUACACGUCAGCCUUUGUGAAAAACACCAUCAGGGGAAUGGGCCCUGCACGAGCUCCAUUUACCUGCGAUGUAUGGAACUCUCCAGAGGCUCUUGCCAAAAUCUCGGAAGUGGCUGGCAUCGACCUCAUUCCUGCUAUGGAUUAUGAGAUCGCCGCUAUCAACAUUUCUGUCAAUGAUCAAACCGUGACAAUCAAAAAGGACGACGCGCCGAACGACGAUGGUCUGCCUGUUUUUGCAUGGCACCAUGAUAGCUACCCAUUUGUCUGUGUGACCAUGCUUUCUGAUUGCACCGGCAUGACCGGUGGAGAGACUGCGCUGAAGACAGCCAGCGGGGAGAUUAUGAAAGUGCGCGGCCCUGCCAUGGGUACUGCUGUUGUGAUGCAAGGAAGAUACAUUGAGCAUCAAGCAUUGAAAGCACUCGGUGGUCGCGAACGUAUCAGCAUGAUCACCUCAUUCCGACCAAAGUCCCCGUUUGUCAAGGACGAGAGCGUCCUUACUGGGGUGCGUCCGAUUAGCAAUGUGUCGGAGCUAUAUGCCCAAUACACGGGUUACCGAAUCGAGACUCUCCAAGAGCGAUUCCGAGCUUUUCAAAAGCAGGAACUAAGACGGGACCAAGCAAACCGUCCAUUCGACCCCGCGGCUGCUAAGAAGUUCUUGACUGAGCAGAAAGAGUUCCUGGAGUCUACUAUUGCGGAGCUCCUGGAGUAA